Vigna angularis (adzuki bean) is the source of this 1582-nucleotide messenger RNA. Its product is annotated as probable polygalacturonase. Gene Ontology annotation, biological process: carbohydrate metabolic process. The transcript has 6 exons. Bases 39 to 1460 code for a protein of 473 amino acids. Gene Ontology annotation, molecular function: polygalacturonase activity. The record is from RefSeq and is a predicted model, not a curated record. Lineage: Eukaryota; Viridiplantae; Streptophyta; Magnoliopsida; Fabales; Fabaceae.
CUCCACAACUAAAACUUCACUCUGGUAUUUCUCAUACCAUGAAGCAGUUUCUGCAUCUCAGAAAUAAUCAUGUCCUUGGUGUGAUCUCUUUAAUUCUGAUAUUGGGAUCAGUGAAUGUGAAGGUAGCAGAAGGUAGGGUUCACAGUGAAUUGGGCCAGAUUGAAUAUCCUGCCAUCAAUUGCAGAAAGCACAGUGCAAGUUUGAAAGAUUUUGGAGGAGUUGGUGAUGGGAAAACAUCAAACACAAAGGUUUUUCAAUCUGCAAUAAGCAAACUCAGCCAAUAUGCUUCUGAUGGAGGUGCAACACUUAUUGUGCCACCAGGGAAAUGGCUAACAGGACCCUUUAAUCUCACAAGCCAUUUCACUCUUUUUCUUCAGAAGGAUGCUGUUAUUCUUGCUUCUCAGAACGAAUUAGAAUGGCCUCAUCUUGCUGUGCUACCUUCUUAUGGAAGAGGAAGAGAUGCUCCUGGUGGAAGAUUUAGCAGUCUAAUUUUUGGGACUAAUCUCACUGAUGUUGUAAUUACUGGUCAAAAUGGUACAAUUGAUGGACAAGGAUCUUAUUGGUGGGACAAGUUCCACAAGAAUCAGUUGACUCUCACAAGGCCCUACAUGAUUGAGAUCAUGUACUCUGAUCAAAUCCAAAUAUCAGAUCUCACUUUGGUCAAUUCCCCAACUUGGUUUGUCCAUCCAAUUUACAGCAGUAACAUAAUCGUAAAAGGGCUUACCAUUCUUGCCCCAGUGGAUUCUCCUAACACAGAUGGCAUAAACCCAGAUUCGUGCACAAACACUAGGAUUGAAGACUGCUACAUUGUUUCUGGUGAUGAUUGCAUUUCGGCAAAAAGCGGGUGGGAUGAGUAUGGUAUUAAAUUUGGAAGGCCAACCCAACACUUAGUGAUUAGAAGAGUGACUUGUAUAUCCCCAGACAGUGCCAUGGUUGCACUAGGCAGUGAAAUGUCUGGUGGAAUUGAAGAUGUUAGAGUUGAAGAUCUCACUGCCAUCAACACAGAAUCAGCUGUUAGAAUCAAAACAGCAGUUGGUAGAGGUGGAUUUGUGAAGAACAUAUUUGUGAGAGGAUUGAAUCUGAAUACCAUGAAAUAUGUAUUUUGGAUGACUGGUUCUUAUGGACAACACCCUGACUCUCACUAUGACCCCAAAGCACUUCCUACCAUUACCGGAAUAAAUUUCAAAGAUGUUGUUGCCAAGAAUGUUACAUAUUCUGCAAAACUUGAAGGAAUCUCCAACGACCCUUUUACUGGAAUCUGCAUUUCUAAUGUGACUAUCGAAGUGAGUGCACUGAAGAAGAAGAAGCUUCAAUGGAAUUGCACUGAUGUUGCUGGAGUUACCAAUAAUGUCACUCCUCCACCUUGUGCAUUGCUGCCACAGAAAGAUAAAACUGAUUGUGCUUUUCCAAAUGACAAACUACCCAUUGAAGCUGUUCAAUUCAAGACAUGUUCCUUAUAAAACAGCCUUGACAAAUCUAUUUGAAUCUAUGUAUUACAUACAGUAGAAAUAAUAGAAAAUAAUGUGUUAGAAGAAAAAAGGGUUCAGUUAUUAUGAGCUAAAGGUCAUUAUUUUUGUUUGAA